This is a messenger RNA of Thrips palmi, 1715 nucleotides long. RefSeq lists its product as uncharacterized. The transcript is spliced from 3 exons. NCBI's taxonomy places the organism in Eukaryota, Metazoa, Arthropoda, Insecta, Thysanoptera, Thripidae. The record is from RefSeq and is a predicted model, not a curated record. Bases 309 to 617 code for a protein of 102 amino acids.
UGGUGCGACUCCCUGCGCCGUGGACGAGGCUGAGGCUCGCACGGAGGACUUCCACCUCCGUCACUUGGUCGACGGACUCCUCUGUGCCUGCACGCCCUGCACACUGCUGGAACUUGGUGGCUCUUGAGUCCUCUUGGCACCAGCACCACUCCGGCUAGGCUUGCUAGGCUCCCCGAUCCCCGGUCCCGGCCAGCCCGCCCCUCCACGACCCGCUGCCUCUCCAGUGCGGCAGCCCUCCGCGGACUCAGCCUCAGCGCUCUGAGACCCCCGAGACCGGCAGCAGCAAGCACUCGGCAACCACUUGCAAGAUGAGGUCAAGCGUGGUGACUCUGGCCGCCGUGCUCGCCGUCAUGGUGGGCCUGUCCACCGUGACCACCCCGGUAGCGGCGCGCUACCUGCCCACCAAGCGGUCCGACAACGAGCGCCUGGACCGCCUCGCCCACCUCAUCAAGGAGCUGCUGGCCGAGAGCGACGCCGCCCCGCUGGAGCACCCGGCCUACGACCAGCGGGUGUUCUACAAGCGGGAGGCGCCCUUCCCCGUCGACAUGAAGGAGUCGGCGCAAGGCCCGGCGGCCGGCGGGCUGCACCGCGCCGCCGCCGCCAACCCCGCCAACUGAGGUGCCGGGGGUGACCCCGGGGCCUGGCCCUCGCCCCGGCCCCGGGGCGGCCCUGGGGCCCGCUGGGAGGGGAGCCUCUUCGCCGAAGCACGAGCCCGAUCGGCAUAGACAACAAGACAACAACCAGCUCGCGGAGCAUGGGGCAAUCCGCACUUUAGAGUCAAUCGUUCAAGGAAAACAAUGUUUCAAAAUUUACACUUUGGAAAAAAAAUGUCUGAGCGUUGAAGAGGUUCCCCUUCCAACUUCUUUUUCUCACUUCUUAUCUAUUGUCCUUGAAAGACUUACCGGAGUUUCAACGUCCUUUCCUCAGCCCUAGCAGAAACUUGGCGGGAUGUUUUCAAUGAGUGGCAGAUUGUAUAUUUUUCUAGAGAGAUAGACAGAGUAUUCCACGGCGCACAUAGAGAGUUGGUACUAAUCGAAUAUGUUUUGCUGCCACUGGCUGGAGAGCAAAUUUUAUUUAUGAUCGAAUCUGGCCAUUCACUGGAAACAUCCAAGAUGCCCACGAAACUUCAUUUCGAAAACAUGCACAGAGUACUGUAGUUCCCCACAGAGAUAAUAUAGUAGUGUUAGAAGUAGGUUAUUGACAAAACAGAAAAAUAGCUAUAAAAUAGUACUGUUAUUCAAAGUUUAUGAAGAUUUCUGAAAAGUUAAAACUCUAAUGCGUUUGUGUUGCGAAAAUGGUACCUCAAUAUUGUGCCAAUGCUGGUAAGUUAAAUAUUGUGUUAAAAGGCUUUGUCAAUAGUUGUUCAAAAAGAAUCUUGCACGCUGUUAGCUAGGUCAUGCAACGAGACACACUCUAAAUUCUUAUCAUAUCUUUCUGGAAAUGGUAAAUCAGAACUUAACAGAGCAUACCUAUGAUCAUUAUGUUUAAGAAAUGCUGUUAUUCCCCACCCUUUGUACCCGCAGUUCUCAAUGUUGCUGCUGUGUUCUCAAGGCGCCGAGACAAAUAUUAUGUAACAACGGAUUUUGUGCCUUUUAAAAUUACUGUAUCUCUUUUCUUUUUUAACGCGUGGCUAUUGUAAAGUUUCUCAUUGAAUAUUUUAACGUAGGUGUGUCCAAACAUCAACUAAUUUGUGUGUUGUUUAAUUACUGUGCUCG